Molecule: messenger RNA, 303 nt
Organism: Linum tenue
Lineage: Eukaryota; Viridiplantae; Streptophyta; Magnoliopsida; Malpighiales; Linaceae
Source: the annotation of a GenBank genome assembly
AUGGCUAUUGGGUUUCCAGGAAACAUUGCUAAGCAAAUUCUUCGACGUUCUGGUUCCGGCGGCUCAAGCAAAUCACCAUCGUCAUCAAGGUUUCCAGAUGUGCCAAAGGGGUUACUUGGCAGUAUAUGUUGGCGAGUCACAAAGGAAGCGGUUUGUAGUGCCAGUUUCAUAUUGAGUCAGCCUUCCUUUCAGGACCUAUUGAGUAUGGCUGAAGAGGAGUUUGGAUUUGAUCAUCCAAUGGGUGGCUUGACAAUUCCUCGUCGGGAAGAAACUUCCAUUUCUGUCACUUCAAACCUGAAUUGA